ACAGAGCCAAUUACAAUCCCUCGCCACUCCUUCAAGCUCCCUGCACCUUCUCCACCUACUGGACUGUUUUCCUUACCUGCGAAUUCUCAAACCUUAAACCACACCUUCCACUCAAUGACUUACCUAUUCCACCGCACCCGCGCAUGCUCCCACGCACCACCCACGCCCACGUUGAUGCGGUUCUUCGUGGUUCUGGCGGUCGCGGGGGCGGUGGCAGCAUACGGCCCACCCCCCAGUGGUGGUGGUGGAGGUUGUGGCGGCGGUGGUGGUGGUGGUUGUGGGACCCCCUCCGGUUCAAGCCAAGUAGUCACCUCACACGUGUCCCCUUGCCCAGGUGGAAGCUGUGGGGGGACACCCGGGGGUUCAGGCCAAGUGAUUACCCAUGUGUCCCCUUGCCCCGGUGGAAGCUGUGGGGGGACACCCGGGGGUUCAGGCCAAGUGAUUACCCAUGUGUCCCCUUGCCCUGGUGGUAACUGCGGAGGUAGCUCCGGCUCCGGUGGGUCAUCGUCCGGCGACUACUGGUGGCAGGGGCAGGACAACCCCUUCGCCUCGCCGGGCACACAGCCGUCGUCGGGCAGCCACUCCUGCAGCGGCUCCGGCUGUGGCUCCGGCAGUGCCCCGUGUUCAGGAGUCGGAUGUCCCUCACCCGUCCAACCCGCCCCCGGACCCGCCCCUGGUAUAUCCACUCGCCCCAUUCCUCGCCCCUCUCCCGGCACCGCUCCGCUUCCCUCCCCUGGCAACAUCCAGAACCUGCUGUUGCCCCCAAUGGGCAUCUGUCCCGCCAAGUUCGUCUGUGUACACUGGCAGCUGUGUCGCGACGGGUAUGUCAUCAACGACGGCACUGGAAACAUCGACAAGCAGAAGAAGAUAAUCCCGCCGCGCAUCGCCAACGCCUACACCAGCUGCGGCGGCGACAUGAUCUGCUGCGGCAUCCCCGAACAUUCCUCCUUCCCCGGCUCUGGUGGCACCCCCGUCCUGCCGCCCCAGCCAGGAACGUCAUUUGUUCUGCCCUCCUCGCCCGGACGCCCGCUCAGCCCCGUGCUCCCAGACACCCCAGUAAGCCCUCCCAAAUUCUCUGGUCCUGCCACUGGGACGCCACUGAGGCCCAUUCCCGCCGCCACACCGUCAACGUCGUACACUCAGCCAGGCACCCCCGCACAGCCACCCACGCUCGUCAGUCCACCAAAGUUCUCUGGCCCCGGGACCCCUGCUAGUCCCCCCAGGCCAGUCAGUCCACCAAUAUUCUCUGGUUCGGGCACCCCCAUCAGCCCAGCAGGGCCUGUCAGUCCCCCCAGGCCAGUCAGUCCACCAAAAUUCUCUGGUUCGGGCACCCCCGUCAGCCCAGCAGGGCCUGGCAGUCCCCCCAGGCCAGUCAGUCCACCAAAAUUCUCUGGUUCGGGCACCCCCGUCAGCCCAGUCAGACCCGUGAGCCCAGGAAGUCCCGUCAGCCCACCCCAGUUCUCCGGCUCCGCCACGCCCAUACGCCCUGCCCCCCAGCCGUCAGUUGCAUCCCCCAGCUACGGGUAUCCAGGCCCCGAGUCACGUCAACCAAGCCCUUUGCCCUCCACCGUCAACCAGGCUCGUCCAGUAGCCCCGUCACAGCCCUUGCGUCCCGUCAGUAGCCCUGUGGGUCUAUCCAGCCCUCCCAGCGGCCAGCCGGGGGCUAUGGGUGGAAUGAUGGGUAUGGGAAUGAUGGGCAUGAUGCCUCCGUCAGGUUCCUGCAGCGCUGGCACGUACUGUGUCCAGCAGACUCAAUGUAACCCCUACAACGGCUUCAUCAUCAGGGCCAACACACCGCUGAUGGCGGUGUGGCCAGAUUCUCCCACCGUCCCUCUACUGCCAUGCUUCGUCCCCGAUGGCUCCGUCACGGACGGCGUGUGCUGCCAGGAGGCUCAUCCCAACGCAGGAGGGGUUGACUAGACCACCACCAUCAGCAUAACCACCAUCACCGCCACGCCAUCAGCACGGAGCGCCGCCGCCACUGUCGCAAACACCAUAAACAACGAAACAAAGAAGCCAGGCAGAGCAUCAGCACAUCGCCUCUCUCAGCACCCCACCUUAACACAUCCUUGAGGGCACAAUGCGAGUGUCCUGAUAUGUGAGCCACACCAUACAGCAUCAAGGAACACCGUACACUGAGCCAUGCUAGAUUUACGCUACAUUACAUACUUAAUACAGGACGCUAUUCUAAGCUACAAACUUCAUUAUUACGCAGUGUACAUUAUCUUUCUGUACGAAACUUAUGACUGAUGUAAACCCAUGUCUUUCUACAACGUCUGUAUUUUACUAGAAAGCCUAUGAGCACACACACACACACACACACACACACACACACACACACACACCUCACUUCCUGUAUAUCACAACGAGGUAAGCAAACACACACAUACACACACACCCACACGCACACACACACACGCACACACACACACACACACACACACACACACACACGGUGGAGGUGACCUAAAAUACACACAAGGGCAUUUCAGAAGAGGUAAUCCCAACAGUCGCCUGCCUAGUCCUCAGCCGCUUCCGUCCAGCCCUGUUCCAUCGUCCCCCUCCCGAACCCGCUGUAAGCAGACACACUCGUUGAUAAGAGAUGGAAAAUCGGCCUAAAAGUGAUACAUAAAGCCGUUGUCCAUCUGCACUUAUCACGAAGCUUCCAUAUUUUUGUUUAGCAUCAGCCUACUCGUUAGGUUCUUGCUCCCCAUCGCCUCUGUAGCUCUGAGUAAUAAACGAAUCAAAGAGCUUAA
Messenger RNA from Eriocheir sinensis (Chinese mitten crab), 2756 nucleotides. RefSeq lists its product as uncharacterized. The record is from RefSeq and is a predicted model, not a curated record. The transcript has 3 exons. Bases 115 to 1920 code for a protein of 601 amino acids. Lineage: Eukaryota; Metazoa; Arthropoda; Malacostraca; Decapoda; Varunidae.